AAGCCAGGUCCUGCAAGAAAGUUUCUCUGCUGCUUUCUGUCUCGCUCGAUAACAACAGAAUUACCAGAAGAAGAGAAGCUUUAUUUAGCUUAUGCACAUAUUUAUCAUGGAAAGCAGCAUUCAAAAUCUUGAUAAAUUGCUAAAUCUUUCUGAAAAUGGAUCUCACCCAGCCUCCUGGAGAAAAUUAUGCCAAUCCAAGGACAUGCUUCUUUCAUGUUCUCUUCAAGGCUGCAGCUUUGGCAUUUUACAUACUUUCUGCACUGUUUAUUGAUAAUUUUGUUAUCAUAUUUGUGGUGACUGUUCUUCUUGCUGCUCUUGAUUUUUGGGUGGUCAAGAAUGUGAGUGGUCGUAUUUUAGUUGGUCUUAGGUGGUGGAAUGAAAUAAAUGAUCUUGGCGAGAGCGUGUGGAAAUUUGAAUCCCUCGAACAAGAGUCAUUGGCCCGGCUGAACAAGAAGGAUUCGUGGUUAUUCUGGUGGACUCUUUACUUAACGGCCGUUGCAUGGGUUGUGCUUGGAAUUUUUUCUCUCAUAAGGUUUCAAGCAGACUACUGCCUCAUUAUUGGAGUUUGCUUGACUCUUAGUGUAGCAAACAUCAUCGGCUUCACUAAAUGUCGCAAAGAUGCCAAGAAGCAGAUUCAGAAGUUUGCAUCCCAGACUAUAGCAAAUCGAGUCUCAUCUACUAUUCAGUCGGCUUUCAGUGUCGUGUGAAUUCAUUAUGGGAAAUGGGCAUAGGAUGGAAGAUCUGCAGGUUUUUGUGAGAGAGUUGCAAAGUGGUGGGGCACUGUACAAAUUGGCUUAUUCUUUAAACUGAUGUAUGAUAAAUAAUGGAUGUUUUUGUUCAUGAGGAAUAGUUAUUGCAGGAAUGCUUUAACAUUUAUCAUUUAAAAUCUCAUAAA
Messenger RNA from Hevea brasiliensis (rubber tree), 895 nucleotides. RefSeq names its product Golgi apparatus membrane protein-like protein ECHIDNA. The transcript has 6 exons. The coding region runs from base 156 to 707 and encodes 183 amino acids. NCBI's taxonomy places the organism in Eukaryota, Viridiplantae, Streptophyta, Magnoliopsida, Malpighiales, Euphorbiaceae. Gene Ontology annotation, cellular component: Golgi membrane. The record is from RefSeq and is a predicted model, not a curated record. Gene Ontology annotation, biological process: vesicle-mediated transport; protein secretion.